Penicillium diatomitis is the source of this 957-nucleotide messenger RNA. Its product is annotated as 3-hydroxyacyl-CoA dehydrogenase family protein. Gene Ontology annotation, biological process: fatty acid metabolic process. The transcript is spliced from 3 exons. The record is from RefSeq and is a predicted model, not a curated record. Gene Ontology annotation, molecular function: NAD+ binding; oxidoreductase activity, acting on the CH-OH group of donors, NAD or NADP as acceptor. The coding region runs from base 1 to 957 and encodes 318 amino acids. NCBI's taxonomy places the organism in Eukaryota, Fungi, Ascomycota, Eurotiomycetes, Eurotiales, Aspergillaceae.
AUGUUUGCUUCUUCGCUGCGAUCAGUCACUCUUCGCGGCCCCUUGGCGGCCCGCAAGUUCAGCUCGACUGCUGCUACGAGCGCUGCCGAGGUUAAGUCUUUGGGUGUAAUCGGCGCUGGCCAGAUGGGGUUGGGAAUUGCUCUGGUUGCUGCGACCAAGGCUGGAGUUCCUGUGACUCUGGUCGAUAACUCUCAGGCUUCCUUGGACAAGGGUCUCAAGUUCGCUGACAAGCUUCUCGAAAAGGACGUUGCCAAGCAGCGUCUCACCCGCGAUGCCGCUGAUGCCGCUCGGGCUCUACUCAGGCCCACCGUGAAGAUGGAUGACCUUUCCUCAGUUGACUUUGUGAUCGAGGCCGUCCCCGAGAUCCCCGACCUCAAGCAGAGCAUCUUCAAAAAUCUCGCCCAGAUUGCUCCCAAACACGCCAUUCUGGCGACCAACACCUCCUCUAUUCCCAUCACUAAAAUCGCCGCCGCUACCACCUCAGACCCAACAGACCUGCAAGCUCCAUCUCGGGUAAUCUCCACUCACUUCAUGAACCCCGUUCCAGUCCAAAAGGGUGUCGAAAUCAUCCGUGGUCUGCAGACAUCACAAGAGACCACCGAUACGGCUAUUGCUUUCGUUGAGCGCAUGGGCAAGGUUGCUUCCGUAUCGGCUGAUUCUCCGGGCUUCCUGGCCAACCGCAUCCUGAUGCCGUAUAUCAACGAAGCUGUGAUCUGUCUUGAGACUGGAAUUGGAGGUCGUGAGGAUAUUGACAACAUCAUGAAGAACGGUACCAAUGUUCCUAUGGGUCCUCUGACUCUGGCAGAUUUCAUUGGACUGGACACGUGUUUGGCGAUUAUGAACGUGCUUCACCAGGAGACCGGCGACAGCAAGUAUAGACCCGCUGGUCUGCUUCGCCGCAUGGUUGAUGCGGGCUGGAUGGGUAAGAAGACCGGAAAGGGCUUCUACGAAUACUAG